Messenger RNA from Hevea brasiliensis (rubber tree), 2453 nucleotides. Its product is annotated as receptor-like protein Cf-9 homolog. Gene Ontology annotation, molecular function: protein binding. Lineage: Eukaryota; Viridiplantae; Streptophyta; Magnoliopsida; Malpighiales; Euphorbiaceae. Bases 24 to 2036 code for a protein of 670 amino acids. The transcript has 2 exons. The record is from RefSeq and is a predicted model, not a curated record.
UGACUUGAGUAGUAACUUGUUAGAUGGUCCAAUACCAAGUUCAAUUUGCCAAUCUUGUCAAUUUGGAUAGUCUUAUCCUUGCAUCAAAUGAAAAUUUGACGGGAGAGAUCCCUUUCUCAAUUUGCAAGUUGAAAUAUCUACGAAUUCUCGAUUUGUCUAAUAACAGAUUAAGUGGUUUCAUCCCAAGAUGUUUGGGAAACUUCAGCAAGUCAUUGGAGAUUAUUGUUUUAGGGAAUAACACAUUGGAAGGUCCAAUUCCAAGUUCAAUUUUCAACCUUACGAACUUGUUUAUUGUUGUUUUGUCUCCAAACAAAUUAAUUGGAGAGAUCCCUGCUUCAAUUUGCUUGUUGAAAUUGCUGGAAGUUGUGGACUUGUCUAACAACAAUUUAGGUGGCUCUAUCCCACGAUGCCUGGAAAAUUUAAGCAAUAUCGUCCUCACUCCAGACAAUCAAGUAAUGAGCUCAGCCAUUGGUCAGGUCAGGGUGCUUUCGAGUAUUAUUUUUCUCGACUUAUCGAAUAACUGGCUAAAUGGAACAAUACCAUCCUUCUUGUUCAAUUUGUCUUCCUUGCUAUACUUGUACCUUGGGAAUAAUCUCCUCACUGGCCAUAUAAGCCGAUUGCCAUCGAAUUCAGUAAUGGAGGUUAUCGAUUUCAGUAACAACUUGUUGGAUGGUCCAAUUCCAAGUUCCUUGUUCCAUCUACCCUCUUUGCGGUACCUAUUCCUUCAAAACAAUUCAUUGACUGGCCAUAUAAGUCACUUUCAGUUUCAUAAGCUAAGGUACCUUGAUCUGAGUAAUAACUUGUUGGAUGGCCCAAUUCCAAGUUCAGUUUCCAGACUAGUCAAUCUCAGGGUUCUUAUUCUUUCAUCAAACAACAAACUGAUUCAAGAAAUCCCUCCUUCCAUUUGUGAGCUGAAAUCUCUACAAAUUCUUGACUUGUCUAAGAAUGGUUUAAGUGGUUCCAUCCCAUAUUGUCUGGGAAGCUUCAAAAAACUCUUGGUACUUGGUCUGGGUUUGAACAAUUUCCAAGGUACUAUCUUUACUACAUUUUCAGAAGGGAAUAGCUUGAGAUAUCUAAAUUUCAAUGGCAAUAAAUUCCAAGGGCACAUACCAAAAUCCAUCACCAAUUGUAGAUAUUUGGAAGUUUUGGACCUUGGCAGCAACAAGAUAGAGGAUACGUUCCCUUCUUUUCUUGGAACUCUUACAGAAUUGCGAGUUCUUAUCUUGCGAUUCAAUAAGCUACAUGGUUCUAUGCAGAGUCCUUCCACCAACUUUUCCUUUCCUAAAUUGAGGAUCUUGGACGUCUCCAACAAUGUUUUGAGUGGGAAUUUGCCGUCAAAUUUUUUCAAGGAUCUCAAAGCAAUGAUGGAUGUUGAUAGCUAUAUGGAAUAUAUGAUGAUGAAAGAUUACAGUUAUGAUUAUUCUGCGCGAAUGAUACUGAAAGGACUCGAGAUUGAGUUGGUGAAAAUCCAAACCACCCUUACAGUAAUAGAUUUGUCUGGGAAUAAAUUUACAGGGGAGAUUCCAGAGGCAAUGUGGAAGCUUAAAGCCCUUAAACAACUUAAUCUUUCCCAUAAUCGACUUACUGGUUGCAUCCUGUCAUCAUUAGGAAAUUUGAGCAAUUUGGAAUCAUUAGAUCUCUCUUACAAUUUGCUCACUGGAGAGAUUCCUAUACAUUUGGUGGAUUUGACAUUUCUUCAAAUCUUGAACCUUUCUUACAACCAACUUGAGGGACCCAUACCACAAGGAAAACAGUUCAACACAUUUGAAAAUAGUUCAUAUGAAGGAAACUUGGGAUUAUGUGGAUUUCCUUUAUCAAAAUCAUGCAACAGUGGUGAUAUCAUAAAGCAACUAGUACCAUUGCCAAACUUGCAAGAAGGAGACGCAACUGGUUUUGGAUGGAAAUCUGUAUCAAUAGGCUUUGGAUGUGGGCUGCCAUUUGGAUUUUCAAUGGGAUACAUGACGCAAACAAGAAGACGACGUGCAUGGUUUGUGAGGCUGAUUCAAAGUGUUGCAUCAACGUUCAAGAAAGUUUAAGGACAAAGUUAGUUAUAGAACUCAUGGAAGAAGGAACGUUUCGAUAAAAUAACAAAGGAUAUGCAAUUUUUUUGGCUUGUGGGUAGUUAUUUAGCUGCUGACCCUUCUGUUGUGGGUAGUUAUAUGGCCGUUGAUUCUUCUCUACCUGAUGAAAAUCGGUUAAAUUGUUGUUCUGGGUGUCCUCAUGCUUCCUUGGCUACUGGUUAUGUCAUCUUGGAAGCUAGUUAUUUUCUUCUGGUUUUUGCAGAAAUUUCUACUCAUUGCAACAAUUGGGCUGCUGUUGCUUUUUGGGUGCUACAAUUCCCCUUGGCUCUCUGUUGUUGGUUGGUUUGAUCUAUUUUAGUUCGGUGUCUUUAUAGUUGUGUUUUGUUGUAAAGCUUUGCUUGUAAAGUCUGCUCGAUUACUUUUUAACUUAGA